GCGGGGAUACAAUAUUAGCCAAUUUAACCAGCCUAUCGGAGUUAGAUCUCUCUUUCAACCACUUCAAAUCUUCUCUUUCUGUUGACCUAAGUGGACUCCAAAACUUGGAGCGAAUCAUAGGAAAUGACAACUCAUUUUUUGGACCUUUACUCUGUAGAUCUUAGUCAUAACAGUUUCUUAGGACAAGUCCCUAGAUCUAUAUCUAGUUUAGUCAACCUCAGUUCCCUUGACCUUUCCUAUAAUAAUUUGGAAGGUGAAAUACCAUAUCUUUUGUGGAGGUCGUGUACGUUGUGGUCUUUAAAGCUUUCUCAUAAUAUGUUCAACAGCUUCAACAAACCAGUGGAAGUUGUUGAUGGAGCAUCAUUAAGAGAGUUAAAUCUUGGUUCAAAUUCACUCCAAGUACCAUUUUCCCAAUGGCUCUGCAAGCUAAAAAAUUUAUGGGCCCUAGAUCUUUCCAAUAACAGUCUCACCGGUUCCAUUCCUCAAUGUUUGAAGAACUCCACUUCCCUGUCAGAGUUAAGGCUGCAAAAUAACAGUUUAAGUGGAUUUAUACCAGAUGUAUUCAUCAAUCUCACGGACCUAAGAUCACUUGACGCCAGCCACAACAAUUUGGUGGGAAAACUUCCAAGAUCCUUGAUCUAUUGCAAGCUCAUGAGGGUUUUGAAUGUGGAUGGAAACAAAAUCAAUGACACCUUUCCGUUUUGGUUGGGCUCUUUAGAAAUAUUAAAGAUCCUUGUGCUUCGGUCAAACGCUUUCCAUGGUCCAGUCUAUAACCCUACUGAAUAUUUAGGGUUUCCAAGUCUACGGAUCAUCAACGUAGCCAACAACGAUUUCGUGGAUUACUUUGCCAACUGGACUGACAUGUCAAGGGUGUGGAGUAAUGAAGAUUCACCAGAGUCGGAUUCCAUGGGGGAUGAUUCCCAUAUGUAUGAAGAUUCCAUUGAUUUGGUGUACAAAGGAGUAGAAACAGAUUUUACGCGGAUCUUUCAAGCCUUCAAAGCCAUUGAUUUUUCUGGAAACCGAUUUUCCGGACAUAUCCCUGGAUCCAUUGGUCUACUGAGCGAGUUGCGUUUUCUCAACUUGUCAGGAAACGCAUUCACAGGCAGCAUCCCACCAUCCUUGACGAAUAUUACAAAGCUUGAAGCACUAGACUUAUCACGUAAUAACUUGUCUGGUGAAAUUCCUCAAGGUCUCGGGAACCUCUCGUUUCUGUCAUACAUCAACUUCUCCCACAAUCACCUACAAGGUUUGGUGCCACAGUGCACACAGUUUCAAAGUCAAAAAUGUUCUUCAUUCAUGGGUAACUCCGGACUAUAUGGACUCGAGAAAAUUUGUAAACAAAUCCAUGUCAAUGUUCUUGCAUCGCAGCCACCCGAGGAAUCUUUGUGGGAUCCGAAAGAGCCUGUACUGAAUUGGAUAGCAGCCGCAAUAGCAUAUGGACCUGGUGUCUUUUGUGGAUUAGUCCUCGGACAUAUCUUCACUUCAUACAAACAUGAGUGGUUCAUAGCUCGUUAAUUCUAUCUCUCACGCUUCAUCAAGUUUGUACUCUGUUCUUUGUGAUUCUGUAGUUGGUAAUUUUCUGAUGAAUGUUAGUGUUUCUCAAUUAUCAGUAUUUAACAAAACCUCUUGAAAAUCAUGUGUUAGUAACGGUUUCUCUAGAAAUCUUAUGUUUUAUGCAUUUAAAUAUGUUUUAGUAUUAUGAUUUAGAGUCUCUAUUUCUGCUAAUAAACAGAAAAUAUAAAUUCAAAAACUUUUCUCUUAAUAGAUAAGAAAUUUGAAUGGACCUGAAUGAAACAAAAUAUUUGGGAAAAUAGUCGUUUCACACAAUAAAGUCAUAAUAUGUAAAAAUAUUUUUAGAAAAAUCUUAUAGGUUCCAAACUCCAAAGUUUGAACUACUGUUGCAGCGUGCUAUACAAGUUACCACACUUUUACUAAAUUUAAGGGUUGGGGUAGGCUGGGGAGUGGAAACUUAAUGAGAAUUCUAAAAGUAAAUGACAUUAAUUCUUUAAGGCAAACAAACAAUACAGUAAGUAGCAAAUGAAAGGAAAAACUGAAUCUGAAAAUGUUACUUCUUUUAAUAAAUUUAAGCGUAAAAGAAAUAAGCAUCUCAAGUACUUUUUUUUUUCUUUAUCAAAUACUUAUGUAUGAACUCCUGUUUGCUGAAGAAAUGGUUUCCUACUGCUCAAGUAAGCUAUCUCUGAUU
This is a messenger RNA of Raphanus sativus (radish), 2203 nucleotides long. RefSeq names its product receptor-like protein 36. Gene Ontology annotation, molecular function: protein binding. The record is from RefSeq and is a predicted model, not a curated record. Lineage: Eukaryota; Viridiplantae; Streptophyta; Magnoliopsida; Brassicales; Brassicaceae.